This is a messenger RNA of Anopheles marshallii, 6306 nucleotides long. RefSeq names its product Golgi-specific brefeldin A-resistance guanine nucleotide exchange factor 1 (gene garz). Lineage: Eukaryota; Metazoa; Arthropoda; Insecta; Diptera; Culicidae. The coding region runs from base 1 to 6306 and encodes 2101 amino acids. Gene Ontology annotation, biological process: regulation of ARF protein signal transduction. The transcript has 7 exons. The record is from RefSeq and is a predicted model, not a curated record. Gene Ontology annotation, molecular function: guanyl-nucleotide exchange factor activity.
AUGUCUCCGCCCGGGAAUGGAAUAUUCGUCGUGCGAGGUGAAAUGUCCACCCUGACGACGGCAAUGCGCCGCGGGUCAAGGUGGAGCUUCAACACGUACCAGGAUGACGACAAGGAUGUGCUGUUAAAGAGUUUCCAAGAGCUCAAAGAAGUGUUGCUUCAGGUGGAAGAUCUUCGUCUGGUCGAACCGAACGUGUUUCUUUCUCCGUUUUUGGACGUGAUACGAUCGGAGGAAACAACGGGCCCGGUUACCAGCCUUGCCCUCUCAGCUGUCAAUAAGUUUCUGUCGUACGGUUUGAUCGACCCAACACACUCGACCCUCGCUGCCACGGUCGAAAAUAUUGCCGACGCGGUGACGCACGCACGAUUUGUCGGCACGGAUCAAACGUCCGAUGGGGUGGUAUUGAUGAAGAUCAUACAGGUGCUCCGUACGUUGGUGCUCAGCCCGGAAGGUAGCGCGCUGUCGGAUGAAAGUAUGUGCGACAUCAUACUGAGUUGCUUUCGGUUGUGCUUCGAGCCGCGGCUCAACGAAUUAGUGCGACGUACGGCUGAAAAUGCACUGAAAGAUAUCGUGCUACUGCUGUUCAUGCGGCUACCACAGUUCGUGGAAGGUGGAAGCUACAACACACUGAAGACGUUGAAAAUGCGGUCGAGUUCGAUGGAUCAAUCAGGCAAGCGAAGAAAGUACAGUAAAUCGAGCAUGAAAGAAGAACCGAAGGCUGCCACAAUUGUCCCUAGCGUUACGGCGACAGUUCCGCCAGUGCCGAAGAUUGUGACCGCUUCCAGUACGGAGGAUCCAACCAAUCAGGCAGGUUCGGGGGAAGAACCAGUCACACCAGUAAUGCUUACUGCCCCCAAUCGUCUGAAGGCACUACCACUGUCAACCACCCCAGCCACGCCAGCAGGAGUUAUUUUCGAUUUGCAGGGUUCUAUUUCCCAAACGCCCAAAGCGCCUGCUGUAGAAUCUACGGUAACAGCAGCCGGAGAUGGGAGUACCGCCGUCCCAGAGACCGAGCUGGAAACUGUACCACAGCAGGGCACCGAAGAACCGGCUGCUACUGAUCCAUCGUUUGUGAAUUCUGUUGGUGUUCGUUUUACGUCACAGCAGCCAGAUGAGGAGAUUCCUACUGCAGGGAACGCUUCGGCGGUUUCACACGUUCCAUAUGGGCUGCCUUGCAUUCGGGAGCUGUUUCGAUUUUUGAUUUCAUUGUGCAAUCCAAUGGACAAACAAAACGGAGAUGUCAUGAUCCAUAUGGGGCUGACGCUCCUCACGGUAACGUUCGAGGUAGGUGCGGACAGCAUCGGUCGGUACGAUUCAUUACUCACCAUUGUGAAGGACGAUCUGUGCCGCAAUCUGUUCGCACUACUCGCCACCGAACGGAUAUCAAUAUUUGCAGCCGGGUUGCAGCUUUCGUUUCUUCUUUUUGAAUCGCUUCGGGCACAGGUAAAGUUUCAGCUCGAGCAUUACCUCACCCGUGUGGCAGACAUGAUUAUGAACGAUAGCCCAAGGAUACUGUACGAGGCGCGCGAACUAGCGAUGGAUAAUCUGCUGCAGCUGUGGCGCAUUCCAGGGUUCGCAGCCGAGCUGUACAUCAACUAUGAUUGUGACCUUUACUGUUCGAAUUUGUUCGAGGAUCUCACGAAGCUGCUAUCGAAAAACACGCUUUCGGCGACGCAAGCCAUCUAUAGCAUUCAUACACUCUCGAUGGAUGCAUUGCUGACGAUCGUUGAGUCGAUCGAACGGAAUUGUGUUCAAGCAAAAAAUGGCCAGAAACCGAAGUAUAUGCGACAUUCUAGAAAUAAUUCCUACGCCACGGCAAAAAUCGCGUUGGAUGCGUCAACGAUUCCGGGUACGUCGUCCAUUCGGGAUAGCGAUGUACAGGUGACGCUGGAACUGGAGGCUGAUUCCGAAGAUGCAGCAGGCAACGCAGAACCAGCGAUAGUAGUGGAGAACAUAAGCAAAUUUCUGUACUCUAGUCAAAGUGAUCGUUUAAGUCGGGGAGCGAUAGCUAGCGGUGCAUCAUCCGGUGGAUAUGAGGCAGCCAUCGAAGGAGCAACACUACCUGCCGAGUCGCCACAGAAACGAACGCACGAAGAGCUAGCGGCAAUCAAGCGGAAGAAACGCUUGCUGACGCAGGGAACUGAUCUGUUUAACCAGCGUCCAGAAAAGGGCAUACAGUUUCUGCAGGAGAACGGACUGCUUAAUCAAGUUCUCGACCCACAGGAAGUGGCACAAUUUUUGCGAGCAAAUUCUGGCCUUGACAAAAAGAUGAUUGGAGAGUACAUUAGUAAGAAGAAGAACGUCGAAAGCCGCAUUUUGGAGGUGUUUGUGAAAUCGUUCGAUUUUGCCGGUUCAACUAUCGAUCAAGCGCUUCGGUUGUAUCUGGAAACGUUCCGAUUGCCUGGGGAAGCUCCACUGAUUUCGCUCGUGAUGGAACAUUUUGCCGACCAUUGGCAUGAAUGCAAUAAUGAACCGUUUGCCAACACGGACGCUGCCUUCCGUUUGGCGUACGCAGUGAUCAUGCUGAACAUGGAUCAACAUAAUUACAAUGCGAAGCGACUAAAUGUACCGAUGACAGUGGAUGAUUUCCUACGCAACUUGCGGGGUUUGAAUGGGAACUCGGACUUUGACCAGGAAAUGCUUACAAACAUUUAUCAUUCGAUAAGAAACGAAGAAAUUGUUAUGCCCGCGGAACAGACGGGUCUGGUGCGUGAAAACUAUCUCUGGAAGGUGCUGCUGCGACGUGGUGCUACCAAAGACGGCAUCUUCCAUCAUGUAUUUGGACCGCAGCACGAUCGUGAGCUGUACCGCGUUAUACAGGGGUCAACACUAGCCGCCCUCAGCUUCGUUUUCGACAAAUCGCUUGACAAUGUGUCGCUGUACCAGAAGGCAACUGGAGGUUUCAUGAAAUCGGCCACGAUAGCAGCACAUUUCCAGCUGCACGGCGAUUUUGAUGCACUUAUCUUAACGCUGUGCAAAUUUACGACACUCCUAACGCCACCGCCGAAUGAUGCAAAUGAAAUUACAGCCAGCGUUAUGUUUGGUCAGAACGUAAAAGCACAACUAGCUAUGCGCACCGUUUUUGGGCUGAUACACGAACACGGCGACUGUAUGCGGGAAGGUUGGCGGCACACGACCGAUGUGCUGUUACAGCUGUUCAAGUUAAAGCUAUUGCCGAAGGCACUGAUGGAAGCAGAAGACUUUUGCGAAGCAAACGGUAAGGUUAUGCUACUGCGCGAACCAAACCCUUUGCCCAAGACGGAGGCUGGGCUAUUCAGUUCGCUGUACUCGUAUCUGGCGAACGACGGGCAGCGGCAACCUUCGUACGAAGAGCAGGAGGUGAUCAAACUGUCGCGAAAGUGUGUACGCGAAUGCCAAAUCGAGCAGAUCGUGAACGAGUCGAAGUUUUUGCAGCUAGAAUCGCUUGAGGAAUUGAUCGGGUGUUUGCUAGCAAUGAUCGUACCACCAGACGCCCACAAAUCUACCGCACCACCGUACGGCGAGUGUACGGUCGUGUUUCUGCUCGAACUGCUGGUGAAGGUGCUGAUACAGAAUCGCGACCGGUUGCUACCGGUUUGGUCGCGUGUGCAGGAAAAGCUGUACACACUGUUGGUUGGUGCUUCGACAAAUGAAUACACCUACCUGCUGCAGCGUACAACCGUCGCAUUGCUCAAACUGGCCAUCUAUCUAAUGCGCAACGAAGAAAUCUGCUCUACCAUUCUGCAGAGCUUGCGAAUGCUGUUGGCGCUGCGGCCCACGGUCAUACUAGCCAUCUCGAAGCCUAUCUCGAUUGGUAUGUACGAACUGCUGAAAACAAGUGCCCAAAACAUCCACACCGAGGCGGAUUGGGCUAUCGUGUUCACGGUGCUAGAAUGUGUCGGUGCAGGAGCAAUGCCACCGGAUUAUACCGUCGAACAGGUAGCGAUCAGUGGUGCCAAAUCAGAUGGAGCGGUCAGUAGUGAGGAAGAUUCGGGUCUGCCCGACCGUGGGUACAUUUCCGAUUCCGAGCUGAGCACUGCGGCAAUACCGCUGGUAAAGGCGGUCGCCACAGCUCCCUCUCCGGUACCACUCCCCAGCAGUCCUACUACUGGAGAUGCAUGGAUAAUGGUCAACAAGGAUACAAUCGAUCUUGUUCCGGCGGGAUCUGGUGGACAGUCUCCGGCGGCCUGCGUUCAGCAUUCGAUUCAGUAUCACUGUAAGCUACUUGAACACUCCCCUUUCGCGUUGGUGAAAUGUUGGGAAAGUUUGGCGUUUAUCGUACGUAACGUGGCGCACAUUACGCCGUACAACUUUGAAAGCUGUGUACGCUGCAUACGCACCUUUGUGGAAGCUUCCAUGAGCCAGCCACAUCAGCAACAGCAGCGCGACUAUACAUCGAACAAAAAGAAACCCGGAUCAGCCAAGGAUCGUCAACGGAAGCGAGAGGGUGCCUCGCAUCAGGGUGCCGGCAUGUCCUCAUCUUCAUCGUCAUCGCUCGCGAUGGACAGCAGCGAUAGUGAAUCGGAGGAGUUGCCCGAGCGUUAUCAAUCAAUAUCGAUCCAGCUACUCGAUCUGAUGCAUACGCUGCAUACACGCACGGCACAAAUCUUUCGCUGGUGGGCCGAAGAAGGUGGCGCUGUGCCCCAGUGUUCCUCACUGUGGUCGCAGGGCUGGUGUCCGCUGCUUCAAGGGAUUGCACGACUCGCAACUGAUCAUCGGCGACAGGUUCGCACCAGCGCUAUCACUUGCUUACAGCGCGCCCUACUUGUCCAGGACCUACAAACAUUGACCGGUUUAGAAUGGGCAGGUUGUUUCAAGCAGGUUCUGUUUCCUUUGCUGCAGGAACUGUUGCAGGAAAAAGCGACUGGUCCGGUAGAGGUGUCCCUGCUCGAAGAAUCCCGCAUACGAACGGCAACGAUCAUGUCCAAAGUGUUUCUCCACCAUUUAACACCGUUGAUCGCAUUAGCCAAUUUUCAGGAACUAUGGCUCGAGAUAUUGGACUAUUUCGAACGGUUCAUGUCGGCUGGUUCGGACAUGUUGUAUGAGGCGGUGUUGGAAAGCCUUAAGAAUAUGUUGCUCGUUAUGCAUUCGGUUUGUGUGUUUCACAACACUGAUGGUGUUACGCAUUCUAUGCUGUGGGAUGUCACAUGGCAGCGAAUAUCCGGAUUUUUGCCCAAUCUCAAGGAUGAACUGUUCAAGCAAGAAGCCGUCCGAUCAUCGGUUAGUAUUAGCGGUGCUAACGUGGUAACAGUAAAUGCAGGCACCGGAAUAGCUCAUACCAGCCCAAUGAUUCCACCGUCACUUGCCGGAGAGCAACAGCAUAUUUUAGAAGGAGGUCAGAUAAAUAACAGCUCAGCCGUUACAGAAAGUAUUCAUCCACGUGUUGUACUGCAUCCAGUACCCAUACCAACAGUUCCGGCAGCUUCGUUGCUGUCGUCUUCUCCACCGGAUUCAUUUGUUCAGCAACAAACAGUACCAGCUGCCAGUCAUCCGGUGUCGACGGUUGAAGUACAUCGUUCUCCAGUCAACCGAAUAGCUACUAACAAUCUGUUGAUGAACAGCACAGCAACGAGUGAUUUCAAUGCACUUCCGCUGAUGUUGCCGCAUGUCGCCACGUUGCCGCUACCGGCAGAAUCGUUGACGGUUGGGCAGGAAGAUUCAUUGAACGUAAUGUUGUCGUCUCCUGGAAGGCAUGCCAUAUCGCAACAACAUCAAACAAUGGCACCGGUACAGCCGGUUCCUCGGAUGGUAGCGCCGGUUGCAUCGAACAUUAUCGAACUCCCGGGAUUCCUGGGAUCCCGUACACAACAUUUGCCAAUGGGCACGCUGGACGCUGGAAGUAAAGAAUCAGAAAUCAGCUCUGAUAUGUCCACGAUUCCCGAUGUAGAAACUGGAAAUGUUCCAUUAAGUCAUCGUCUAGCAGGUUCACAGUAUCCUUCCCUGCAGCACGUACCCAUCGGUAUUGCCCAAAGUUUUGCUCCGAUUUUCGUACAGCCGAAUCCAGCCCCGGCGGAAGCAUCCGACAUCUACUCGGACUACAUCAAUGAUCCUUACAACCUGACACUGCAAAUCGAUAACGGAACCGGUAGCGUCCCAAGCGUUACUGUUGCCACUGUGGUAGGUGCUCCUGCCACGGAGACACUGGCUAGAUCAAUAGAGGAAACAAAACCCAGCCCGACGGGGACGGUGAUGGUUGCAACGACAAUGACGACAACAGCUACGUCGUCUGCCCAAUUGGCGAAUGUAUUUCAAUCGGCGCAAUAUUUUAGUUUCCCGGCCAGUGGCCGAAUACCUCCUGGAUCGGAGAUGCUUUUCGGAGAACCGUAA